AUGAGUACCGGACAAUCGCAGCAAUUCUGUGUUCGCUGGAACAGCCAUCUGGGCAGCUUGGGAGCAGCCUUUCCACAGCUUUUGGCCGGCCAAAGGUUCGUCGAUGUGACGCUGGCAUGCGAAGGGCACCAGGUGCACUGUCACCGGCUGGUACUGGCCGCGUGCUCGACGUACUUCGAAAAUCUCCUCGGCGAAAACCCGUGCCAGCAUCCAAUCAUCAUCCUCCCGCGCGACAUCAAGCUCUGGGCCAUCCAGGCGCUGGUAGAUUUCAUGUACAAAGGAGAAGUGAACGUAUCUCAGGCGGGUCUGCCGGACCUGAUGAAGUGUGCCGAAAUACUGAAAAUUCGCGGACUGUGCGGCUCGGACGCGUUGAAUCUGAAUCAAAUCCACAGCCCAACGGAAAGCUACCAGCAGCAGCAUGGCGCCGGUAGCGACUCGGGGAACACUAGUGCCAGUACAAAGCCAUCGGACAGUAGUCCUGCAUCAGCAACACAAACAGGCGGCGCGUUUCAACCUCAAUUCGAUCAGCACUCGCGAUCGCAACAAAACAGUUCUUCAAGCGGACCAAAGGGGCAGUUAUUGAGCAGCUUACACCUACGACCGGUCGUAAUGAGGGGUCAUCAUCAUCAGCAGCAACAGCACCACCAGGACGAAGGCAACACCAGUGAUAACGGUGGGGAUAGUGGCAAUGAGAUAUGCAUAAAGACAGAAGAUUUAAUGAUCGAUGAAGACACCAACAGCAAACAGUGCGACGAGGAUGAUGAACGUGAAGAUAAUGAUGGCAGCGACAAAAUGCCUGCAGACGCGCUCCUCCAUGUUCAUCCUGGGCUGGAUGUAGAGGAUGCUGUGGACGAUCAGAAUAGAAGGGAAGCACUGCAGGUGCCCGAGCAGGAGUUGAUGGAGGAGGAGGAGGAGGAGGAAGAGGACAGGGUGUCGAAGCAAAAUCGAUUGAUAAUGGAAAGAUUAGAUGGUCGGCAGAGCUCGGAGCAGCAGCAUGAGCCCAUGCCUGACUAUGAGCAGUACGCUGCCGGAAGCGAAGGACAAGAGGACGAUGAAGAUGACGAUGUGUUAGUGGUGAGAGAAGAGACAGAGGGUACACCGGCAACGAAGGACGGUGCCGCCGUUGGCAAGCAGGAGGAGGCACGCAGGAAAAGAAGACGCCACAGCACCAGCAACCAUUCCGAGAACAACAACGAACUGUCCAUCGUCGGUGCAACGGCUCCGUCGGAGUGCGGUGCAGGUGCCAAAGUAAACGCGACGAUCAGACAGACCGAAGCCGGCGAUCCACGGCGUACGAACGGUGCGCGAUCGAAUCAAGCGGUGCCAUCGCUAAACUCCCUGACCGGAUCGAAAUCGUUCGGCAGCAGUGCCGGCGGUUCGAUACGAGUAAAAUCGAUUGAGAAUCUCUUUGCAAACUACCAUACCAAACAAUCACCAAAGUCUUCCCGCGACAAGAGACGAGCCGCGCUGCUAGUGGGAUCCAGUGAGGGGAAUAACAGUGAAAAUGAGAGUGCCAGUGAACACGCCAACGGUGUACCGUCCUCGUUGGUGUACAAUCGGAACGAGAUGGAUAUCUACGUAACGCCGCAAAAGCAUCAGAAACGGUUCGGCCCGGAGCAGGAUUCGAACGGAGGUGAAACUGGUUCGGCAGUAACCGAGGAGGAGGGUGAUGGAUACGAGAACAUCAUCUGUUCGCCCAAUUUCCCCCAGCUGACGGGUGUGGUCGGUGGAUACAAAGCGGAGGAUGAAGAUGAGGAGGAAGACUAUGGUGACGAUUACGCCAUACAGCUGCUGGCCGAGGAGAUCGAUAGUAGUAUGCUAGGAAACGGCGGGGGCGACAGUGAGGGAGACGAGAUUCUCUACAAACCACCGCCACUGAUGGCCAUCGAUGGGAAGGUAUCCGCGAAGUCGGCAUCGAUGCGAACGUACGGAAGGAAUACGGUCGGAGGUGGACACGGUACUUCAUCCACACUAACGAUCCGUAAAAUUGAACGUCAAGCCCGUGGCAGUGGUCCUCAAUCGAACAGUUUAACACGAUCAACCCGUCGCCCCCGACUGAUGGCCCAUUCGAAAGAGGGCGGCCUGCAUCAACUGAUCAAAUCGAACGGAACGCCACCACCGAUCGCAUUCACGCUGCGGAACCCACGGGGCAACCAGCCGCGCACGUACAACACCGAAGCCCUUUGGGCAGCACUGAUGGAUGUUAAAGCGGGAGAAAGUAUUUAUCGAGCAUCACAAAUGCACAAAGUUCCUCGCAAGACGCUGCGGAAUUGGAUGAAACGAUGGGACAUCAAGUCCGCAUACCCGAUGCCAAGGCAGCUGAAGGAGGCGGCUGAGAAGAAGCGCAUCAUCAAAGAACUGACAACCCAAAUACAAUAGCAGCAUCAGCAGCAUCAGCAGCAACAGCAGCAGCAGCAACUACAGAUGCAGCAGCCGUUGCAGCCGGUGCCGCUCGAGCAGCCACAAAUAUGCCAAUCGGACGCGCCACCGCCGCCGUCCACCUUCCACUAUACCAACACUCUCCACCUAGCGGCGUCUUCCCCGUCGGCACCGGUGGCCGUUGUGGCGAAUUCCAUACCGAUCAUAUGGGGAUGAUAAGAACGAUGCCCAAGAAGGUGGAGGGCGUUUUUCUUUUCAAAACAACUAAAGCAAAGCAAAAAAAACCAACAAACAUACAAAACAAGCCAAGGAUUGUGGAUAUAGUCAAGCAGAAAAGUAUAUAGACAUUUAGAUUUAUAUAUAUACAUAUAUGUAUGAGAAGGCGAAUGUUACGAGAGUUGCAGUGAAACAGAAGAUAAAAUAGAUGCCAAGAUAGCGAUAGAGGAUACCCAGGGAAGCGUAACACUAAGAGAGUAUAUAUUAUUUUACAAUGAAACUAUUUGAAUGUAGGUGGACAGAGAAUCUUUUCUUCCGAAGAAGAUCAACUUACGUAGGCGCAUGGGUAGCAUUUGAAUCGUACCGGGUUUUGAUCUUCAAAUCCAACACACACUCCAUACCGUUUGAAUGAACCAUUUACUAAUCGUACAUUAACGUUGUCAUAGUAACUAUUUUAGAUGCCAAGCGAAACCAUCCUCUUAGGGAUGGGCGCAGGUAAGUGUGUGGAAGACUUAAAAGCUGUAAUGCAGGAUUAAUUAACAUAUUUUACGUUGCAAAUACUGACGAUGGAUUCAUAGCGUAUCGGUAUUUUGCGACUGAAGAAGCAACGCAGAUAUUGCCAAAAAAACACGUGUCAUAACUGUGUGGAAAACGACAUUUCCAAACAGAAAGAGCCGAGCUUGUUCCAGUGAACGCAAUGUGCGCCAAAAAUGUCUUCGGCGAUAUACUUUCCCCCGAAAUGGAUUGUAUCGGGGAGCUAGUAUGAGAAGUCUCCGAGCACGAGGGCACGAAGUCCCAAAAAAAAACAAACAAAAAAAAAAAUGGCCAAAUUGAAAACAUUAU
Anopheles coustani is the source of this 3438-nucleotide messenger RNA. RefSeq names its product protein tramtrack, beta isoform-like. Gene Ontology annotation, biological process: regulation of transcription by RNA polymerase II. The transcript is spliced from 6 exons. The record is from RefSeq and is a predicted model, not a curated record. Gene Ontology annotation, molecular function: protein binding. Bases 1 to 2379 code for a protein of 792 amino acids. Gene Ontology annotation, cellular component: nucleus. NCBI's taxonomy places the organism in Eukaryota, Metazoa, Arthropoda, Insecta, Diptera, Culicidae.